Paramecium sonneborni is the source of this 1042-nucleotide messenger RNA. NCBI's taxonomy places the organism in Eukaryota, Ciliophora, Oligohymenophorea, Peniculida, Parameciidae. The record is from the annotation of a GenBank genome assembly.
AUGGACUUUCAUUAGUAGGACAGCGAUUUAUUAACAUCAAAACUAACCAAUCAAAAGGCAUAAGAAUUGGUUUCUUAAGGUUUAGGCGUAUAAGAACAAAGUGAUUGCAGCUAUUCUUCUUAGCAUUCUUGUUCUGUAAUUAAUACAGACUUAAUUUUGAUAGAGUGAACACAAUAGUAACAGGAACAUCAAUUUAAAUAAGAGUUCAUUUAAGAAAGUUAGUAAAAGCACUAUGGAUCUAUAGAACUUGACAAGCAAACAUGCAUAUAUUUGUGCUUAAUAUAAUUUUCUAGGCUAUUGUUUAUAAGAACAUUGCAAGUAUUCUUUAAAAAAUUACUUUUAGGAAAAGACAUGUUUUUAUUUCUGAAAAAGAUGGAUUAAGUGAGCUCAUAUCAGAUAACAUUGAUCUCAUUGAUAGUCUCACUAGUAGUGGAAAAAAACUCAAAUUGUCUCAAUCUACAUAUAAAACAUAGCUAUCUAAAUAUAAGAAAUGCAAAUCUAAUAAUUAGGAAAUUUUGGAAGAAUUAGAAUUGAAGAUCGCAGAUUAAGAAUAAAUUACAUUUGGUGAUUUUUCUUUAGGAAACUUAUGGAAUUUCAAUGAUUUGUAAUUUUCAGCAGAUAAAAUAUAAUCUUAACUAGAUUUCAAUACUAAUUCCCAAAUAAAAUCUAUCAAUAGUUUGAUAAAACCAAAACCAUUGGUGGAUUAUAAAUAGGCAUCAGAUAUUUUAGAGAAUUCUACAUCUCCUCUUAAUAUUUCUUAUGAAAUCAAAAAAAAUCUCAUGUUUAAACUUAAAUCAGAUAUUGAUAAAAUGUAAGAAAAAAUAAAAAUAAUCACUAUGUUAAAAAAAUGGAUUAAUAAUUAAUAGGUUGAUUUCAAUGAAUACAUAACUUUACACUCUUCACUCUCACAGAUAUAAUAAAUACAUUAUUCUAAUUUCCUUCGAAUUACAAAUAUGACAAUACCAAGUAAAAUAUUAUCAAGCUUUUAGAUUAAUUCAGUUUCCAUGAAUAGUUUCAAACCAUAUAAAGUGUUUAAUAAUGA